ACUACGUCCGUGUCCUUGUACGCCUACACGUACAUCUGCCAUUAAUUCCCAGGGGACCCAUAUCUGCGUUUCCUCAGCCUAUAAAGGCGGAGCUAAGAGCACAGGGCUGAACUGACAAACUCAAACUCAAAGAAGCCGUGAACCAGUCACUCUGCACACUGAGAAUCACUGCCACACCUGAUACUGACUCUCUCAAGACAGGACAUUCCAACCUGAAUGACUGGAAAAAGAAACACACAUGAGGAUUAAAUCUGAAGACACUGAGGAAACUUGUUUGGCAAGUUUUUUUUCCUUGUUUUUAAUCGGGUGAGACUUCAUGUGUGAUUUCCUUGUCCGUUUAGAAAUACAGUACUUGCUCUAGAUGCAGAGCUUGUAAUUCAUAUUUGCUAAUUACCUGGCAAGUGUAUUUUACUUUUCAAAUGGCAAACACUACUGCAUCUCCCUUCCAACUUGACUGCGAGGCCUCAGACAAGACACUGUAUAAAUUCUAUGCAGCGGCUACGAUUGUGAUUUUCAUCCUGGCUUUGCCUCUGAAUGCAUCCAUCCUCUACCUCUUCAUAUUCAAGCUGAAAUUCUGGAAAUCCAACUCCAAUAAUAUCUUCCUUUUCAACCUGGUGUUGGCUGACAUUCUCCUGAUCUUCUGUUUGCCCGUAAUAGCAUACAACUACAUCCAAGGAGAGAGGAGGAUUGAGAAUGACGCGGGUUACAAAGCAAUGCUCUUCAUGUUGUUUUUAAACCGAGGGGGAAGCAUUGCCUUUCUGACUGUGAUUUCCAUUGAUCGAUAUCUUCACGUGGUGCACCAUGGUCGAAGGAAUCUCCUAAAAGUUCUCAAGAAAUCGGCUCUGAUCUCGAUCCUCAUCUGGCUGUUUCUUGUGCCUCUCACCAUCCCCACCAUGCUCAAGAAUUUUGAUUGCAACCGCAUCCCAAAUGAAAACAAGGUUGUCGACAUUAUACGAGAAUUCAUCUUCUUUACCAAGAUUGUCAUCCCCUUCGUCAUCCUGGUGUACUGCACAGUGCGUAUCGUCAGGAAGCUCAGGAAACAAACAAUCGGGGAUACAACCAAGCUGAAGAGAGCAGUCUUUCUGGUAACAUGCGUCAUGGUGGUCUUCUCCUUCAGCUUCCUCCCUUGCACCAUAGCCAGGGUGGUUCUGCUGAUCGCCCACGAGAAGUGGACGGAACCCGACGAGGAAAAAGUUUCUGUGGUCUUUGACGGCCUUAUGUUGCUCUCCUACCUAAACUGUUUGCUGGAUCCGGCGGUCUACUGCUUCUCUAGCACCAAGUUUAAAGGUCUUUAUCUCUCUACUUAUUUCCCAUUCCUUAUAAAAAAAGUGCCAUUGCAAAGCUUAAGGGUAAGCACAAUACAACGUCCGCGCAACGAUGUUAUUUGAAAUGAAUGGAAAAAGAGGCUGUUUUGUCUGUGUGGUGACACAUGUCCAACCCAAAAGGAUUAGUACCUGAGACUGACAGUUUGUCCCAAAAAAUUACUUACUUAAAGCUGCAGUAGGUAAGAUUGUGAAGAGCCAGGACUUUGCCAACAAAUUUGAACAUCGAAAACUUCUCAGUCCCUCCUCCCUUUCUG
Molecule: messenger RNA, 1579 nt
Organism: Perca fluviatilis (European perch)
Lineage: Eukaryota; Metazoa; Chordata; Actinopteri; Perciformes; Percidae
Gene: gpr31
Product: G protein-coupled receptor 31
Exons: 2
Coding region: 420-1388 (322 amino acids)
Biological process (GO): G protein-coupled receptor signaling pathway
Cellular component (GO): membrane
Molecular function (GO): G protein-coupled receptor activity
Source: RefSeq, a predicted model, not a curated record